Messenger RNA from Oenanthe melanoleuca, 4587 nucleotides. RefSeq names its product xin actin-binding repeat-containing protein 1-like. Gene Ontology annotation, biological process: actin cytoskeleton organization; actin filament organization. Lineage: Eukaryota; Metazoa; Chordata; Aves; Passeriformes; Muscicapidae. Gene Ontology annotation, cellular component: stress fiber; focal adhesion. The transcript has 5 exons. The annotation marks the transcript as partial. The record is from RefSeq and is a predicted model, not a curated record. Gene Ontology annotation, molecular function: actin filament binding.
UCAAAGAUGUGAUGCUUGAAGUAGAAGAGCAGGAAAUAAAAAUUUCACAUGAUUUAUUAUUGAAAUUAUAUAAGAACCUAUUUCAAUGUUUUUGGUUUGGUUUUAUGUUUGUUUGGUUUUUUUUAGCUCAUGGAUGCAAGGUAUCCAUCACAGAACAAUGUCAUUCCAGUGGGGAAAAGCUGUGCCUUACCUCCAAGCCAUCCCUGUGAUAUGUGCUCCAGCAAGCCCAAGGAGGGUGUUCCCAUCCCUAAGAUUGGUGCUCCAGCCAGGAAUUUCACCCCAAGCUGUAGGAGCUCACACUGUGCUCCCCUGGAGGCACCUUCUCCUCUGAGGAGGAGGGAGGAUGAUCACACCAGCAUCCUGACAACAAUCCAGCCCCUGAGCAUGGACAGCAAACCCCACAGAGACCCAGCCCUGCUUUCCCCUCUGCAGAGCAUCCCGAGGAAGGCACGAUGGAGCCCUGCCACCACCACGGGGAAGGAAGGGAAGCAGUCCCAGGACAGGAUCAUCUCCUCAGUGCCAGAUACAGCUGAUGACUCAGCCACGGGCAGAAGCUAUGAUCGGGCACGGUCAUUUUUAGACCCAGCAGGCAGCACCAGCCUCACAGCCCAGCGAGGAGGAGGGAGGCUCUGUGCACCCUCGGUGAAGGAGCUGUCGGCUCGGUUCCUCCGGCACACAGCUGCUGCUGCUGCCGCCAGCCCCGCGCAGCCGAGUACUGUGAAGGACAACUCCAUUCACUCUCCCCACAGACAGAAAAAAAGCAAGAUGUCAGAAGCUCAGAAAUCAUCUAAAGUUGCCAUCAAGAAAAUGGAAGAUGACCUGCCUCCCCCUCCAGCCGUUGGCUCUGUCCAGGUGCUUGCUCCAGGGGGUCAGGAUCUCAAUGCACUCCCUGUGCCUCCUCCAAAGCAAGCCUUCUCCAAGUUCUACCAGCAGCGCCAGGUGAACGAGCUGAAGAGGCUCUACAGGCACAUGCACCCCGAGCUCAGGAAGAACCUGGAAGAAGCUGUGACUGAGGACCUGGCAGAAAUGCUUAACACUGAGGAUCCCAAUGCACAAGGCUCUGUGAACCUGGAUAAAGUUCUCCCGGGAGAAGUUCAGUCCAUGCGCUGGAUUUUUGAGAACUGGGCACUUGAUUCCAUUGGGGACCAUCAAGCCACGAAGAAGCUGACAGAAGAAGAGAUCAUUCCCAGUGGGGAUGUGAAAAGCACUUCCCUGAGGUUUGAAAGCCAGUCCAUAAACGGAUACAACCUGACAACAUCAGCCAAGGUGUCGGAAACAGACUUUGCCAGAGGGGAUGUUCGCACUGCCCGGUGGCUCUUUGAAACCCAACCACUGGACACAUUAAAUAAACUGUAUUCUGAUGAAACCGAGGUGCAGGAGGCAGUUCUCAAGGAGCCUGUCCAGGGAGGUGACGUGAAAGGGGCCAAACAGCUCUUUGAAGCACAGUCCUUGGAUGCCAUAGGACGCUGCUCCUCAGUGGAGGAGAAGAGCAUCCUACAACUCAAGUCAGAAAUCCAGGAGCUUAAAGGUGGUGUUAAGAAGACUGUCAGGCUCUUCCAAACAGAGCCCCUCUGUGCCAUCAGAGACAAAAGUGGGACUAUCCAUGAAAUCAAGUCCGUCUGCCGAGAAGAAAUUCAGAGCAAUGCGGUCAGGACGGCUCGCUGGCUCUUUGAGACUCAGCCCCUGGAUACCAUCAACAAGGACACUUCCAAAGUGCAGAUAAUCCGUGGGAUCUCACUGGAAGAAAUUGGGAGGCCAGAUGUUAGUGGUGCAAGGUGGAUAUUUGAAACUCAGCCUCUGGAUGCCAUCAGAGAAAUCACAGUAGAAGAACAAGACUUCAAGGCUUCGACAGAUUUUGUCACAGGGGCAGAUGUCACCAAACAGCGAUUGCUUUUCGAGACCCAGACUCUUGACUCCCUGAAAGGAGAAGCUUCAGAAAGUGUUGUAGCCAAAGAACAAGUCAUUGGAGGUGAUGUCAAGUCUACACUCUGGCUCUUCGAAACGCAGCCAAUGGAAACCCUGAAAGACAAUUUUGAGGUGGGACGUUUGACAAAAGUAGAGCUUUCAGCAGAGGAGAAGGGAGAUGUGAAGCAAAGAAAACAUGUCUUUGAGACCUGUCCCCUUGGCAGUAUCUCCAAGGCAUUUGGGGAAGAAAUUCCAGCCACCAGCAUGGAAGAGGUAGUGAAAGGGGAUGUGAAAUCUUUCAAGACCCUGUUUGAGACCCUCCCCUUAGACAGCAUUAAGCAGGCUGAUGCUGAGCCCACCACCAAAGAAGAGGAGGAGAAGAUUCCAGCUGGCAACGUCAAAGCCAACCAAAUCCUGUUUGAGACAACACCCCUGUAUGCCAUCAAGGAUAGCUUUGGCAAUUUCCACGAAGUCACCUCUGUAAGCAGAGAGCAGAUCAUCAGCGGUGACGUCAAGAACUACAAGUGGAUGUUUGAAACCAGGCCCCUGGACCAGUUUGAUGAAAGCAUCAAGAAGGUGGACAUAAUAAGGGGGAUCACAAAACAAGAGGUGGUGGCUGGUGAUGUCAGGACAGCCAAGUGGCUCUUUGAAACGCAGCCCAUGGAUGUCAUUCAUCUCCAAGCUACAGAAGGGGAGAAGCACCCCUCAGUGAAGAGGGAGAUCUCCCAGAAGGGGGAUGUGAAGACCUGCAGGUGGCUGUUUGAGACACAGCCCAUGCACACCCUGUACGAGAAGGCUGAGAAGAAGCAAGAGGAGGAUGGCAGCGUGCCCCAAGCCGAUGUGAAAUCCUACACGUGGAUGUUUGAGACUCAGCCCCUGGACUCCCUGAAAGGCCAGGAGGAACAGUAUUUGCAAGUCAGUAAGGCCUACAGUCAGGAGGAAUUACAGGGAGUGGAUGUCAAAACUGUCCGGCACCUGUUUGAGACUGAGCCCUUGGGCAGCAGCACCGCCAGCGAAGCUGACCGGAAAAAAACCAUGCGGUACUCCAGUCGUGUGGAGUUCCAGUCUGGGGAAGUGUCCAGAGUGAAAGAGUUCUUUGAAGCCAAGCCCUUGGACACAGCCACCAAGCCAAAAUCCCAGAAGGAUGCUGGAACAAUUGAAGCUGGGUCUGUGCACAAGUUCACAUGGCUCUUUGAGAAUUACCCCAUGGACACCCUGAAGGACAGCUCUGAGGGAAUCCAGGAAAUACCUCCUGAAAAGGAUGUCAAGGGGGGAGAUGUUGGAGGAAAAAGGUUCGUAUUUGAGACCUAUUCCCUUGAUCAAAUCCAUGACAAAGUGGAUGAGACAGAACUCCAGAAGAUCCAGAAAGACACCAUGAGCAAAGCUAAUGUCAAGUCCUGCACAAUGCUCUUUGAAAGCCAACCUUUAUACGCUAUCCAGGACAAAGAGGGGGGAUACCAUGAGGUCACCUCAGUGCAGAAAGAAGAAAUCAUGAAAGGUGACAUGAAAGGUGCCCGGUGGUUGUUUGAAACCAAGCCCCUGGACCAGAUCAAGAAGGAAGAAGAGGUGUUUGUGAUUAGGGCUGUCACCCAAGAGGACAUCAAGAAAGGAGAUGUCCAGACUGCCCGCUGGAGGUUUGAGACAGAGCCUCUUGACUCCUUCUCAGGAGGAAAGUUGUCUGUGCCCAGAACAGUGGAUGACGUGCAGAAGGGAGAUGUUCAGUCCAACAAGCAGCUCUUUGAGUCCCAGCAGGUGGGCCAGAAGAAGUACGUGAGGAUGGUGAGUGUCAGUGACGUGCAGCGGGGUGACGUGAGGACAUCCACUUGGCUCUUUGAGAACCAUCCUGUGGACUCGCUGUACGGGGACGCAGAGAGGAGCUCGUCCAUGAGCACAGUGCAGAGAGAGGACAGCCAGAAAGGGGAUGUAAAACGCUGCACCUGGUUGUUUGAAACCCAGCCCAUGGACACCCUUAAGGACACAGAGGUGACGGCCAGCGCUGGGGCCCAAGAAGAGAUCCCGCGUGCAGAUGUGAAAAGCACAACGUGGCUCUUUGAGAGCACACCCCUGGAUAAAUUCAGUGCUUCUGAAGGUAGCAUAGAAAUAGAACUGAAGGAAAGAACCAUGAAGGAGACUUUAGAGACUCUCUGCACUUGCCAGGCUAUCCAGCAUGAUGGGAUCCUCAUUGAAGCUAAUGACAUGGAGAGUGUGAAGAUGGUGAAGUACCAGCUCAGCAGCCCAGGAGCUCCAGAGAUCCUGAAAGAGGAGAUUGUGGGAGGCCACUUGCAAAGGAUUAUGCUGCAGCUCCUGCACAGAACCAAUGUGGAAGCACAGAGCACGCUGGUGGAGGAGGACAGAGAGGGCAAGAUCAAAGUAAGCCCAUUGCAGCUGCUGGACCAGAGUGAACCCAACAAAGGCAAAGAGGACUUGAGUGGAGAUGUAGCCAAGGCCUUACAGGGUCUCCUCAGCCAAGAUUCUUCCAUCAAAAAGGGGAUGGUCCUGCAAGAGACAAAGUCAGGAUCAGUGAAGAUGACUCUCUACUCCCUCCUGUUCCAUUCUGUCCAGCAGAAAGUCGUCAAGGGGGAUGUGAAGUCAACGAUUGGGAACUUGUUGGCUUCUUCUCAGGAGCAGAAAGCAGCAGCCACCAUCAAGCGCGAGGACAAUGAGAAGGGAAAUGUCCAACUU